UGACGUUUUGUAACCCUCUAAUUUACAGAGUUUAGGUUUAUUUUUGUUGGUUGUCUCUGUGUCUUCAUACUACGUUUAUUUCGUGAAUUUUAUGUACAAUCUGAUAAUUUAAUGGAAACAGGAGAAAAAUCAUUGGAAAGUGAAGGUGGUGUUUGCAGUGGAGACAGUGAUGUAACUGCUGUCAAAAAUGUGAAUCCAGGCCCUAUGGGAAUAGAUAUGACAGAGGUUUUGACGGAUGCAGGCAUUUACUCCUAUGCGGCGAUAUGUGCCUUAUCGUUACAUGAACUUUUUGACAAUUGGUGGGAUCAGGCAUUUAAUCAAAAAUGCAUGAAAACCAUACUGGAACACUUGAAACUUCCCAAACAGGUAGAAUCUGUGAUGAUAUUAAUGAUUGAGGGGAAAUGCAGUCAAAAAGCAGAUGCAUAUGUGGACCUGCUUCUUAAUGAAGAACAAUUACAUGGAAAUGCCCUGCCAGUUGUUCAAGAUCUUAUCGUGCUUGCAGUUAGGGGAGGGGAAUAUGAUGCAAGGAUGCGUGUUCUUAUUCGUCAUGUUGCUGCUGAGCUUAUGGUUCCCCAACAGAUUGUUGAUGAGUGUGAGGAAGCUGUUGUCGAGUGCUUUACUGAAGAGUUCAGAGGAAUGUCUGAGGAACAGGUGGAAGAAGCGAAACAACGACAUCAGAGUAAGAAAUAUAAACGUUACAUGAUGAUAGGCUUGGCAACAAUUGGUGGUGGUACACUACUUGGAUUGAGUGGAGGUCUGGCAGCACCACUUAUUGGAGCAGGUGUUGGAACAAUUCUUGGGGGUGCAAGUGCGGCAGCCAUUGGGUCAGCAGCAGGGGCAGCUGUCAUUGGGUCUCUUUUUGGACUAGCAGGAGCAGGACUUACAGGUUUCAAGAUGAAAAAACGAGUAGGUGAAAUAGAAGAAUUUGCGUUUGGUGUCUUACCUCCGACAAGUGAAUCUGAAACACAGGUCAGACAACUUCAUAUUACCAUAGCGAUAUCUGGAUGGCUGACAGACUUAGAAUCUGACAACUUCACUCGGCCAUGGCAAUCCUUGUUUUGCUCUCGAGAGCAAUAUUAUCUCAGAUAUGAAUCAUCAUACCUGCUGGAGCUGGGUCAGGCCUUAGAUUACAUCCUCAGUUUUGCUGUUUCAAUGGCAGCACAAGAAGCCCUCAAAUACACAGUACUCUCUGGUAUUAUAACAGCAAUUACAUGGCCAGCAUCAUUAGUGACUUUGGCAUCAGUUAUUGACAAUCCAUGGGGUGUGUGUUGCCGGCGCUCUGCUGAAGUGGGCAAACAACUGGCCGAAGUGCUGCUAUCACAUGAACAAGGCCAGAGGCCUGUUACACUAAUUGGAUACAGUCUGGGAGCCAGAGUUAUAUAUUAUUGUCUUCGGGAAAUGUCCGGGAGAAAAGGAUGUGAAGGAAUUGUGCAGGAUGCCAUAAUGCUUGGAACACCGGCAACAGACAAUCCAAAGGAAUGGAAGAAACUGUCAAGAGUAGUUUCAGGGAAAAUUAUAAAUGGGUACUGCAAGACAGACUGGCUGCUGAAGUUUUUGUAUAGAACUUUUGCAGUUUUUAACAGUGUUGCGGGGCUGAAACCUAUUGAGUGUGAUGAUAGAAGAAUACAAAAUUUUGAUUUAACAGAUAUUGUUGGAGGGCACAGAGACUAUCCAGACAAACUAGAUGCAAUUCUGAAAGCCAUAGGCAUUCGUACAAAGGAAGUGGAUCCAGACACAGUCUCUGCAUUAAAGAAAUCUUCAUCUGAAAUUGCAUACGGCCCUCCAACAAAGGUAUCACUAUCAAGCCUGAGAUCCUCAAAGUCUGAAAAUGCACUCCAAAUCGAAAAUCCAGAGGAUGUUUCUUCUGUGUUGGAAAAUGCAGCUGCCAAGUGUUCAUUCUGUUCAGAAGCAACUGAGGAUUAUGUAGAAGGUACUGAAGAUAAUCAGGAGAUGCCAGUAAAUGAAUCAUCACAGGUGGAGAGUAUGUCACAUUCUGCUCCAACUACAGCUGCUGCCCAGUGUGAACUUCCAACUGAACAACAUGUAGGUGAAUUAUCUAAGGAAUUCCCAGAGCGUGCAUCGGGUAACAAGGAAUUCCCAGAGCCUACAUCAGGCAACAAAUGUGAGGCUGGGAAGAAAACAGAAGGAGAACACAGUCAUGCUGCUACACAGUAAAAAAUAAUUAUUAAUGGAAAAUAAACAGGCUGGAUUUGGAUGUGAUAAUUAAAAUGCAACCAGCUUACAUUGAGGAAAUGUCACAUAGCAGCAUGAUACUGCAGGCACAAGAAACAGAGAGAAUACAAUGCAUUUAAUUUUUAAUAAGUUAUAUUACCUCAAUUUUGAGUAUGUAAAUUUCUUGGCCAUAAAUAAUGUAUUAAGUGUAUAUAAUAAUAUUGUUGAAACAGUUAACAGAUAAUAGGAUGUAUAAUUUACAAAAGGUUUGCUGUGCAUGAGAAUUGAGACAAUAUUGUCUUCUUUUCUUCUUCCCACUUGUCAGUAUUCAUUAUUUAUUUCUGUGAAUCAGUUCUGUUCAUAUGGUGUUCGUAUGGUACUUUUACUUAAUAUGUUAAUUAUUUCAGAUUUUUAAAAAUCACACUGUACUUUAAUUUACACAAAUUUGUUCUGAAUUAUUCAUUUAUAUGCAUAUUCAUACGUUUAAGACAGGGGAAACAUUCCUAACAUACUGUAGCUUGUAUUACUUUUAAUCAAAGUAAUCAAUAACAGAAAUUCCUAGGUAUUUCAAGUGGAAUGCUGUGAAUGUCUGUCUACAUUCCAAAUUCAAAUGACAGUGCAGACAAAAGUGUAGAAAAGCCAGAUCAGUAACAUAUUUUGAAACUUAGGGCUUUGGUAAUGCUAUGAAAAUACCAGAAGAAUUUGCAGUUCACUGUAAUUGUUUUAAAUCAGUAUACAAAAUUUUUAAAAAAAUAUAUAAUCUAAAGCCUUGCAUUUGCUAAGUUAUAUGUGUAAAGGGAAAAAAAAUUGUUGCCGUUGUUACAUCUGCUGCUGUGAUCAGCCUUCAACCUUCCAUUUGAUUCCUUCAUGUGCCAUCUCCUAAUUUUGAUGUAUUAUGGCACUUCACUUUUUCAUAAUCAUCUUGAAUCUUUUCACUUAAAUCAUUUUCAUAUUUUUCCAUUCCACCAUUCCUACUAGUGUAAGAUGGCAUAGCAGAGACAUUUCUAAACAUGUCUCCUUUUCUACUUUGUCUGCAGUCUGCAUGACUCUUUAUAGGGCCAUUUUAUUUCCGUCUUUCUCUGAAUAAACAUGUUUUGUUCAGUUACAUUAUAAAUUCUAGUGGCAAGAUCUGUCCUCCAGUCUUCAUGACAUCAUUAAAUUCAAAUCUGCAUUCACCCAACCGUUCAGUGGUUGUUUAAUUCAUACAACACAUUAGCUUUUGUAGCAAUUUGAGUAUUCAUUAAUGCUCAGUAGAUUGGCAAAAUUAAUGCAGAUUUUAUAGCAAAAAGUGCCUCAUACAGCAUGUUAUAAUUUUUGCAACAUGUUCAUGUAAAUGUAAUUGCCAUAGAGAGUUCAAAAGCUAUAUCGUUUCUGCAAGCUGUUUUUUUUUUAGAGAGAGGGUACUUUUUUCUCAUUCUCGAUUUCUUGCAUGAAAUUUCAUUUGUAACACAUGUACUGAUUCAUUAGGAUGCAGAAAUGGAAGCUAAUUGAAGUACUGAAGACCACAAUCCUGGUUGUGUGUAUUGUUGAAUGUUUGUAAUCCUGAUGUGAGCAUGUGUACAUUAUUAUGUUAUAUUUUUAAAAAAAUCGGAAGUCACAAGAGUGUUAAACAAUGCUGUCCACUGUUAUGAAAGACUUUAGAAGGUAUUUUGUUAUAUCAAAUAGCACUACUAUUUUCUCAAUUUCUCAAAUUUUUACAUGUAGUGAAUGUAAAGAAAAAUUAUUU
Molecule: messenger RNA, 3898 nt
Organism: Schistocerca cancellata (South American locust)
Lineage: Eukaryota; Metazoa; Arthropoda; Insecta; Orthoptera; Acrididae
Product: transmembrane and coiled-coil domain-containing protein 4-like
Exons: 11
Coding region: 112-2175 (687 amino acids)
Source: RefSeq, a predicted model, not a curated record